CGCAGCGCCAACGCCAAGUUUGCGCCCCGGGAGCUUGGGCGCGUCGCGGCCCCCCGGCCUGGUCGCUCCGUGCCCGCGAGGGAGGCGGCCGCGCGUGCUUGGGGCAGCCGUCCACGAGCACUCGGUCUGGAGGCCCGCGAGCGGGGUGGCGCGGGCUGGGGCCGGGGCAGCCGCCUCCCGAAGAUGCAGGAUGGCAGCAGAGCCGCCGUCCAGCCUCUCCUACCGCACCACGGGCUCCACCUGCCUGCACCCGCUCAGCGAGCUCCUGGGCAUCCCGCUGGACCAGGUGAAUUUUGUGGCAUGCCAGGUCUUUGCUCUGUUUGCUGCAUUGUGGUUUCGCAUCUACUUAAGUCCUGGUAAAACCAGUCCCAAUGUCCGGCACGCAUUUGUCACCAUUUUUGGCAUCUAUUUUGUCAUCUUUUGCUUUGGCUGGUACUCCAUACACCUUUUUGUGCUGGUGUUAAUGUGCUAUGGGAUCAUGGUCACCGCAAACGUAUCCAGUAUUCACAGAUACUCCUUUUUUGUAGCAAUGGGAUACCUUACAAUAUGCCACAUCAGCCGCAUAUACAUCUUCCACUAUGGAAUCCUCACUACGGAUUUCUCUGGGCCUCUGAUGAUUGUCACACAGAAGAUCACAACCUUGGCAUUCCAAGUUCAUGAUGGAUUAGGUCGAAGAGCUGAAGACCUCUCUGCUGAGCAACAUCGACUUGCUGUGAAAGUAAAACCCUCUUUUUUGGAAUACUUAAGCUACCUUCUCAACUUCAUGAGUGUCAUAGCUGGCCCUUGCAACAAUUUCAAGGAUUAUAUAGCCUUUAUUGAGGGGAGACACAUACACACGAAGUUGCUGGAAGUGAACUGGAAGCAGAGAGGUUUCCACAGCCUACCAGAGCCUUCUCCCACUAGAGCUGUGAUACGCAAGCUGUGUAUGACCUUGGUGUCUCUCCUCCUGUUUUUGACGCUCACGAAGUCCUUCCCUGUCACCUGCCUGGUCGAUGACUGGUUUGUUCAUAAAGCAAACUUUCUGACUCGACUCUGCUACUUAUAUAUUGUCAUGCAAGCCUCAAAGCCCAAGUAUUACUUUGCCUGGACAUUAGCUGAUGCCGUGAAUAAUGCAGCUGGCUUUGGGUUCAGCGGAGUGGAUAAGAAUGGAAAUUUCUGUUGGGAUCUGCUUUCUAACCUAAACAUCUGGAAAAUUGAGACUGCCACAAGUUUCAAAAUGUACUUAGAAAACUGGAAUAUUCAGACAGCUACUUGGCUGAAGCGAGUAUGCUACGAACGGGUUCCAUGGUACCCCACGGUGCUAACCUUUGUCUUGUCUGCCUUGUGGCAUGGUGUCUAUCCUGGAUACUAUUUUACCUUCUUAACUGGAAUCCUCAUCACAGUAGCAUCCAGAACGGUGAGGAACAACUACAGAUGUUACUUCCUUUCCUCAAAAGCCCUCAAGGUUGUGUAUGAUGUGGUCACCUGGGCAGCCACUCAGCUGGCUGUCUCUUACACUGUCGCACCCUUUGUCAUGUUGGCAGUUGAGCCAACCAUCAGCUUAUACAAGUCCAUGUAUUUUUAUUUACACAUCAUAAGUCUCCUGAUAAUACUCUUUCUGCCAAUCAAACCACACGCUCAUAUCCAGAGGCAGCCUCAGACUCUGAACUCCGUUAAUAAGAAAAAAAAAGACUGAUACCUCCAAGGAAGCCGAGCAGGCCUCCCUGUUCGCUGAGACACAACACUGAAAUUAGGCCCAUUAACCGGACAACGGCCUCCAGGGGUUCAAGUGAAAGGAAUAAUCACACAUCUAUCACUGUAAAUCAAAAGCUAGAAAUGAUUAAGCUUAGUGAGGAAGGCAUGUUGAACGCCAAGAUAGGCUGAAAGGUAGGCCUCUUGCACCAAACAGCCAACUUGUGAAUAUAAACAAGUUUUUGAAGGAAAUGAAAAGUUCUUUUCUCGUGAACACAUGGAUGAUAAGAAAGCAAAAGUCUUAUUGCUGACAUGGAGAGUUUUAGUGGUCUGGAGAAAUCAAACCAGCCAUAACUUUCCCUUAAGCCAAAGCCUAAAUUCUGUGAAGUCACUGAGAGAGGUGAGGAAGCUGCAGAAGGAAAGUCUGAAGCCAGCAGAGGUUGGUUCAUGAGGUUUAAGGAAAGAAGCCUCCUCUGUAAAGUGCAAAGUGCAGCAGCAAGUGCUGAGAAGCUGCAGCAAGUUCUCCAGAAGAUUGAGCUGAGACCAUUAAUGAAGGUGUCUGCACUGAACAACAGAUUUUUCAAUGUAGAUGAAACAGCCUUCAGUUGGAACUAAGAUGCCAUCUAGGACUCUCAUAGCUACAGAGAAGUCAGUGCCUGCCUUCAAAACUUCAAAGCACAGGCUGAACCUCUUGUUAGGGGCUAAUACAGUUACUAAGUUGAAGCCAACACUCAUUCACCAUUCUGGAAAUCCUAAGGCCCUUAAGAAUGAUGCUAAAUCUACUCUGCCUGUGCUCUAUAAAUGGAACAACAAAGCCUGGAUGACAGCACAUGUUUACGACAUGAUUUCCUGAAUAUUUUAAGCUCACUGUUGAGACAGGAAAGGUGGAAAAGAAAGAAGGAAAGAAGAUUCUUUCAAAACAUUACUGUUCAAUGACAAUGUACCUGGUCACCCAAGAGCUCAGGUGGACAUGGACAAGGAGAUGAAUGUUGUCUUCAUGCCUGCUAAAACAAUAUCCAUUCUGCAGCCUAUGGCUCAAGGAGGUAAUUUAGGCUUUUAAGUCUUAUUAAGUAAUACAUUUCAUAAUGUAUAGCUGUUGUAGUUAGUGAUUCUUCUGAUGGAUCUGGGCAAAGUAAAUUGAAAACUUUUUGGAGUUCUGGAUCAAGAUGGUGACAUAGGAAGACUCUGAGCCCACCUCCUCCAUGGAUACACCAAAUCUACAUCUAUUUAUAGAGCAAUUCUCCUGAAGAGCUGAGGGGUGACUGAACUGCUUCUGUACAGCGAAAGAUAAGACCACAUCGAGAAUAGCAAAAGAGAUGGAGACAUGAUAAUGAAGGGAAUCCCUCUUCCUCAGUGUUGCAAACUGCAGUGGGGAGGAACCGUAUUGAGGGAUCUUAAGCAGAUUCAUUUGCAGUAGGGCAAGAAAAAAAGCUAUGGUUUAAAAGACCCCCUAGGAUAUAAAGGAACUGGCCCUAGACACUGCCAAAUGACUGGGGAGCUGCUGGAACUUUCUCAGGGUUGCAUUGGCUGGUGAGUACCAUGGUUUGUAUUUUCCUUCCUUCUUGACAGCACAGAUGGGAACAGGGUUCUGGCAUGAUAGCUGGCCUGCCACCUCAGAAAGCCCUGGGCCCCUAGUCCAUACCAGCCCCGGAUGCUCUGGGCCACAGGAAAAAAGCCAUAGCUUGAAGGAUCGAUUGGAAUACAAAGGAGCUAGCCUUAGAAUAUUGCCAAAUGGCAGGGAACUGCUGAUGGAAAUCUUUAGGUCACAGAGGCUUAUGAGCACCCUGGUUACUGUUCCUCCACCACCAUGAUAGCAUGGGUAGGAGCAGGGUUCUGGGCACCCUAGCCAGCCUACCUCUUCAGUGAGCCCCAGGCACCUAGCCCACACCAGUUCCAGCCAUCCCACUAAGGUGGCCCCAGCAUGGCACACACCAUGACACCCCUAGUCUGCACUCACUACAGCCUUAGCUUUCUUAUCAAGAUGGCACAGGCACAAAGCACCUCAGAACAAUCCAGGCCUAUCUGAGAAAAAGAAAACCUACAACCAAGAAUACCUUGCCUGGCAAGGUUAUCCUUCAGAAUUGAAGGAAAGAGAAUUUCUUAUGCAAACAAAAAUUAAAAAUGUUCAUCACCACUAAACUGGCCUACAAGAAAUGUUAAAGGUACUACUUU
This is a messenger RNA of Zalophus californianus (California sea lion), 3843 nucleotides long. RefSeq names its product membrane bound O-acyltransferase domain containing 1 (gene MBOAT1). The transcript has 14 exons. Gene Ontology annotation, biological process: lipid modification. Gene Ontology annotation, molecular function: acyltransferase activity. Lineage: Eukaryota; Metazoa; Chordata; Mammalia; Carnivora; Otariidae. The record is from RefSeq and is a predicted model, not a curated record. Bases 191 to 1675 code for a protein of 494 amino acids. Gene Ontology annotation, cellular component: membrane.